Messenger RNA from Asterias rubens (European starfish), 2429 nucleotides. Its product is annotated as motile sperm domain-containing protein 2-like. NCBI's taxonomy places the organism in Eukaryota, Metazoa, Echinodermata, Asteroidea, Forcipulatida, Asteriidae. The transcript is spliced from 14 exons. The record is from RefSeq and is a predicted model, not a curated record. Bases 124 to 1770 code for a protein of 548 amino acids.
GCAAGGCCAAGGGGCUACGAAGGUGCACGAACUCGAUGAAGAUUUGAUGCUUUUGACUGGAAUAACACGCCCGAUUGGUGUAAUUUGUGUACAUGGUUGGCUAGCGACGUAUAAACAACCAAAAUGCCUGGGCCAAGGCCGAAGUUGGAUGUAGACAUUGUCACCCGCUUCAGAAAAGAGUUCUUGGAGCAAUACACAGAAGAUGGCGUGAAUGAAGCUUAUGAUCCCUGUGAUGUGGAGACAUUUUGUUCCAGUGACAAAUACGUCCAUAAGUUCCUGAUGAUCGCCAAGUUUGAUUUCAAGCUCACAGGAGAGAAAGUCAAUACAGUGUUCAAAUGGAGAAAACAGUUUGGGAUAAAUGAUAUGACUUUUGAGAGUUUUGAUGAGGAGGUAUUGUCUAUGGGUGGGUUCUACUGCCACAACAAAUGCAAACUGGGACGACGAAUCGUGUGGUUUAGAAUAUGCAAGUACAAGAAGGAUGCAAGUAAAAUAGAGUUAGCUAAGAAAUUCAUGGCGUUUUGGCUGAACAAGAUAGAGAGUGAAGCCAUGGGAGCUGAUGUUGUCAUACUCAUGGACAUGACUAACGCUGGAAUUGGUAACAUGGAUAUUGAUGUGAUCAAGUUUAUGAUAACAUGCUUUGAGCUGUACUUCCCUGCUCUUGUAGGUAUAAUGCUGGUUUAUGAUAUGCAUUGGGUAUUAAAUGCUAUUUGGAAAGUUAUCGAGAGACUUCUGUCGAAAGAGUCCAGAGAGCAUAUCAAGUUCUUGAGAGGGAAUGCAAUUCAGGAACUCAUAGCUCCGGAUCAGCUACCACCCUACAUGGGAGGCACUGACAUUUGGGAGUGGACAUGGCCUCCUCUCGAGGUUGAGGAGGAGGACGAAGAUAAAGAAUGUCUCAAGGAAUUGAUUGAGAAUGAACAAGAGAGUAUGUUCUCCGUAAACGGUGACGUGUCUCAACUGUCGCACUUUGACGAUGUGACACCCGACCCCUCCCCCAAGAACUCACCCACUCCUAAGGCUAAUAAGAGGGUCCACUUUGCUCCUGGGAUGCUAGAAGCUGAAGAAUCUGGUGCUGCAAAGACAAAAAUGGUCAGACGAAUGCCCAAGAAGCCCAAGUCUGAUAUUCAUAGAGGACCUUUGCUAAACAUAAAACCCGGUGAACAGCUGGUGUUUGCAGAAGCCUCAGAUCCUGAAGUAGAACCAUCUCUUACAAUGACUCUAGAAAACUCCACUAAGAGUAAAGUCGCAUACAAGAUAAAAACCACAACUCCAGAUAGAUAUAAAGUGCGUCCCAGUGCAGGGCCAAUCAACCCUGGAGCAUCCAUCAAGGUCACAAUAACACUACUCUCUGGUGAUAAAGACUCCGUACCCAAGGAUAAGUUCCUUGUUAUAUCAACAGAACUCAAUGAAGUCUUAAGGUCACCAGCCGAACUGACUGAGUUCUGGAAAAGAGCCGCCAAGGAUGAUAUUGUUGAACACAGGGUCCGCUGUGUGUAUCUUGUGUCGAAGCAGCCAAACCUGGACAGGGCACAGUUGAAAAGAGACAUGUUAUCGUUACAUAAGAAGGUUGACACCUUAUCACAUCAAGUGUCGACCAUCAAAAAAGAAACCACCAGACUGUUACGCCUGGCUGUACUGCAGUUCUUUGUUAUCAUGUGCCUUGUUUUAUUCUACAAUCCCUGCGGUAGCAAUAACAACAGCAGCAGUAGUAGUCGCACUGAACCGUCGUCUAAUUCACCACUUGUCGACCAAUGUCAAGCGGUUGGAGACUGAGAACAAGUUUAAAAAACACAUGUUUUCUUCAGGCCUGGAAUUCUUGCAGGCUACGGAGGCUCUGGCCUGAAUUGCCCCUGGUAUUGGCCUGCCCUUCAAAAGUUUCACAUUAACUAUAAGAUAUUCAAAUGGCAAAGUGAAAAUGGCCUUGCCUUUUUCAGCGUGUUCAAAGAUGAAAUUCCAGGACUGUUUCUUGUCACUGGAUAUAUGCAUGAACAAGCUUCCAAUGCCACCAAGUACUACAGGGAUUAAACUCUGCCGAAACAAAAAAAUUAACAAAAACACAUGGAAUCUGGAAGGUUGACAAUACGCCACCUUGAGUUUUAUACCUUUUAUACCUUAAGUAUUUAUAAUGGAGACUGAGGACAAGUUUACAAAUUAUACUUUCGUGAUCAUAAGACCAUAAAGCUUCACACAAAGCGUGUCACCAUUGUUCACAGAGCCACUUUUCAAAGUUGAACUCAAAUGUUCAACAAACCAAAACUGUUUAUGCUGCCCAGCAAGUAAAACUUUAACAUUUUACGUUGUAAGCUACACGGAAGACUCCUCCUCGGCAAAGACAUUAUUGCUCAUUGUACUGUAAAAAGACCAUGCAAGUCAUUUAUAUUGGGUGCGUUCGUUUAGCUUCCCUGGGUCGACCCCGGUGUGUGGUAAAAAAA